GGCAUUGCUGCACAUUGGAUACGUUCCUUUUGCCCUUUCGUAAAUACUGAGUGAAAAACGACAGAAACCGUAAAUCAUCUUAAACCUGAGCCCAUCAAAGCUGUCGGGACUGGAGCCAUGAAGUCAUCUGUCGAGAAAACAGUCAGAAUCGGGGAGGAUGCGGGGAACAGACCGGCGGGGCGCAAGACGAUCGCUGGAAACUCCGCACAAAAAAAUUCAGACAUCUUAUUUUUUCUUUUUUAUAGAGAGAGAGAAUGAGGAACCUCUGUUAGAAACGAGCCCCUGUCCUCCGCGCCACCCCCAACCCCCCCAAUCUGUCCUUCUCAUAAAUCCAUUGGUUGCGCUCGCGCCUUCAUAUCCAGCGGUCUGCUGCGCUCACACUCACUGCAGUUGCAUUUGGGGGAAGUUGGCAGCCGGCGGCUCACAGGAAAGGCUUCCCUCUCCUCCCGGCGUUUGGACUCUGGAAUUAUGAGCAGAGCUGACCCAGCCUCUGUCGCCCAGUCUUGAAUCUGUUUUGUGACACACCGACCGAGAGAAACUGAGACCACCAUGGAGAUCGGAGUCCGCGUCCUGAUGGCUUUCCUGCUCCACCAGAUUGUUUAUGUCGAUGGAAUGGAGGAAGGCGGCCGGGAGGCCUGUGUUCCUGGUUUCCAGGUCAAAAACUACCAGGUGGCCUACAAUGGACCUUUUCUGAAAGACCAGCCUCUAAUACAAGUGGAGUUUGAUGACUGUGCAGGGAACAAGAACGCGACGUUUGACGUGUCAGAUCCCAGCUUCUAUGUGGACGCGGAUCUAAAUUUGGCUCCUGUGCGUGAUGUUGUGGACAGUCAGCCAGUCCUGUUCAUUCAUGGGGUCAGUGCUCAUGCAGACGACAUCGCACAGGUGGAAAUCACAGGACUCCCGCUUCAGGUGAACACGCUCAGAGAUAUCAUGCGCCUGGAACAGAGGCUGCCGUACAGAUCCAAGAGAUCCCUGUUUGCUCCCCCCAUGACUGUAACAGAGAACCAGAGAGGCCCUUUUCCCAGGGUUCUUGGCAGGCCAUUUGUAAUUUUACCAGGAACGCCUCGGAGCCAUUUUUUCCGCCUGACCGGCCCUGGUUCUGAUCGGGAUCCUAAAGGGAUCUUCAGCAUUGACAUAGAGACGGGAGAAGUGUCAGUCAGCCGACCACUGGACCGAGAGGCCAUCGAUGCCUACAUGCUGGAAGUUUCCACCACGGACCUCGCUGGAAACAUUGCAGAGGGACCUGUCAUGCUGGUGAUCACAGUCAUCGACCAAAAUGACAACCGGCCCAUCUUCAAAGAAGCACAGUACACAGGAGAGGUGCUCGAGGGCUCACCGACAGGAACCACAGUAAUGACAAUGACAGCGUUUGAUGCAGAUGACCCCGGAACAGACAACGCGGCGCUGCGGUACAGCAUCAUCAGACAGUCGCCAAACAAACCCUUUCCAAACAUGUUUCACAUUGACGCUGAGAGAGGGGACAUCGUCACUGUGAUCUCCCCGGCGCUACUGGACAGAGAGACUCUGCCCACCACAACAUAUGAGUUAGAGAUCGUGGCCAAGGACAUGGCAGGAAGUGAGGUGGGCUUAACCGGGACAGCUACGGCCACCAUCACCAUCACCGAUAAGAACGACCAUGCCCCUGAGUUCACACAUCCACUGUUUGAGGCUCAUGUGCCUGAAGGCUCAACGGGGGUUGUGAUCAACUUGUCCAUCGACGAUAGAGACGAUCCAGCCACCGGAGCUUGGAGAGCCAUUUACUCUAUAAUCAGUGGAGAUCCCACACACAGCUUUGAAUUCCAGACCAACCCCGACAGUAAUGAGGGAAUGCUGUCAGUGGUCAAGCCUCUGAACUAUGAGGCUACAGCGUUUCAUACACUACUCGUCAAAGUGGAAAAUGAAGAUCCGCUGGUUCCUGGUGUCAGCUACGGCCCCAGCUCUACGGUCGCCGUCCAUGUCAUUGUGGAAGACGUUAAUGAGGGCCCGGUGUUUUUCCCAGACCCGCUCCAUGUCACCCGGAACGAAAACAUCCCUGUGGGCAGCUUUGUGGCAACGCUGAACGCUACAGAUCCAGACACUCGCACAAUACAGAGUAUAAGAUACGCGAUUCUGCGAGACCCAGCAGGAUGGCUCGGCGUGAACCCCGUCAGAGGAACUGUCAACACCUCGGCCGCAUUGGACCGCGAGUCUCCUUAUGUCCACGACAAUAAAUACACGGCUCUCUUCGUAGCCGUAGAUAACGGUAUCCCCCCAGCCUCAGGUACGGGCACAUUGAUCAUUCACCUGGAGGACUUCAAUGACAACGCUCCCUAUGUGGUGCCAUCAGUAGCACAAGUGUGUGAGGAUGCCCAUGACAUGAAUGUGGCCAUAGUUGGAGGAUGGGACAAGGAUCUCCCACCUAAUGCUGCCCCCUUUAAGAUUGAACUGGGAAAACAGCCUGGCUUGGACAAAACAUGGAAGGUCUCCAGAGUUAAUGCCACACAUUCGCAAAUCAUGCUCCUGCAGAGUCUGAAGAAAGCUAACUACCAGCUCCCACUGCUCAUCACCGACUCAGGGAUGCCCCCUUUGUCCAACAACACAGAGGUCAAAGUUCAGGUGUGCAUAUGUAAGAAGAACAAGAAGAUCUGUAGCUCCGCCCACUCCCAUUUCUCCAGCCUUCUAGUGAUGCUCGCAACACUCCUGCUUGUCCUACUCUGCCUGUAGAUUUUUGCUGAAUCCUCCCGUAGAUCUUUUUCCAACACUGAAAAGCAACGACUUACCUGCCCCACACGACCCAGGCUUGGGAGGGAAGAAAAGAAGAAGUCUCCUCACCUCGAUAACUCAAACUAGCAAAUACACGCAGUAUCCACCGGCACAACAGCUGAGUAGCAAUCCCUCUAUAUGUAUGUGUGUGCAUUUUUUUUUAAACAACUUUUCACACUUCGGCCUCUCUCAACAACUCCCUCAAUCUUUGCUUUCCUGGAUUAAUUUUUUCUCAUCUUAUUUUUUCACUCGUUUAUUUUUUCUCCCCAUCUCCACUUUCCCUCUCAACUUUUCUUGAUCCUCCAUGCAUCGAUAAUUCCAUUUAUUUUCCUCCAGUUAGCGUGACACUGUAUUUAUUUGUUGCACUGGCAGGCAUGUACUGAAUGUUAGCAGUGUUCAUGGCAGCGAGCCACAUCGGCAAGAGAUACUUGAAACAACAAGUGUACUCAUACUGCAACGAAACUGAUGUAAACAAAAAUUCCCUCUUUUCACCGCCAUCCUCCCUUACCUCACACUUCCCAUUGUCGGUGUACAACCCCUCCCCCUCAUGCCCAUCAUCUGACCUCUUGUUGGUUUCGCCGGGCCAGGGAACGCCUCGACCGCUGAGCUGCUGUCCUGCUCUGGGAAGAGCAUUGACUUUCUGACUUUGGUGUUUCUUUGGUUUGUUUUUUUUUUACAUCAAAGACUGUAUUUGAUUUUGUUUCUCUCCGUAAGCAGAGAAAAUAAAGUCCUUUUUUUCGUCUGCAGUGGUUGUGGUCUUUUUAAGACAAGGUGGUAGCCAUAAGCCCUUAAGUCAGAAACUCACUGGAGUUUAUUUCUGCGGUUUGCUUCUAUUUUUCCUUUUGAUUUUGUUUUUGAUUUUGCAUUAGUCGUCAUGGAGUGAAAACAGUAUAUCUUUAUAGUAAUGGUGUAAACCUUAAAAAAAAAAGUACUAUUAUAAAAAUAUUUUAUUUUUUACCAUUGUAUAAAUAUACAGUAUUGAUUAACUUAUGUACUCGGAUUGCAAGUUCUUUGUUUAGCCAUGCAGUGAGUAAGUUUAAAAAGAAGACGCAUUUGAAAACCUUUUUCUGUGAAUUUUAGGCAAUAUUUCUAAUGCUAUUGAUGUGUUCACUAUUUGACUGUAACAUUUUUAUAUUUUUGUUCUGUUUUUACCUUUAAACCUGUGAUUAAUUGCACAAUAGGGAGUCUUGUUUUUGUCAACUGCUUUUGUGUCAAAGUUUGAUUUGGAUCUCUUGUCCGAUCUGCCUCUCCUAUCCUCUGUCCAUCUCCACUAGAAGUGAAAUGAAGUUGUGUAAGAAGAAAAGGCUGUGGUUUUGUUGGAUAGUUGAGUGUUUUUCCCUUUUUUUCCUGCGCUCAUCUAAAGAACUUAGCCUGAGUGAGUUCAUUUGGAGGAGCACCUCAAAGAAAAGAUGACAUUUUGAAUGAGUUAUGUCUGUCUUUUGCACUAAUUUAAUAAAGCUGUUACUGAAAAUUCCCACAAAA
Oryzias latipes (Japanese medaka) is the source of this 4224-nucleotide messenger RNA. The record is from RefSeq and is a predicted model, not a curated record. NCBI's taxonomy places the organism in Eukaryota, Metazoa, Chordata, Actinopteri, Beloniformes, Adrianichthyidae.